Molecule: messenger RNA, 720 nt
Organism: Vicia faba (fava bean)
Lineage: Eukaryota; Viridiplantae; Streptophyta; Magnoliopsida; Fabales; Fabaceae
Source: the annotation of a GenBank genome assembly
AUGGCGGACUCCAACAAUCAAAACUCGCACACGCAAAAUCAAGAUCUCUCUCGCAACACCUCAUCCAGUUUCUUCACACCGAAUUCCAACAACACCUAUGGUCCGAAGCUGUCAAUUCAGCUCAAGGAUAACAACUACCUCCUAUGGAAUCAACAGGUAGAAGGUGUCAUUCUCACACAGAAGAUGCAUCGGUUCGUUGUGAAUCCCCAAAUUCCUGUGAAGUUCAAGACAGAUCAAAGUCGCAUAUUGAACAAAAUCUUUGAUGAAUACGAGGUGUGGAUUGUGCAAGAUCAAGCCCUGUUCAUAUGGCUUCUGUCAACCAUAUCUGAAUUCGUUCUUCCGCGAGUGCUAUCUUGCAAACACUCUUAUGAGGUAUGGGAUAGAAUUCAUAAGUUCUUUAAUGCACAAAUGCGAGCUAGGGUUCGCCAAUUGCGUGUGGAAUUGAAAACCACAAAGAAAGGUAAUCUUUCAAUCACUGAAUUCGUGCUCCGAAUCAAAGCCAUAAUGAGUUCUCUUCUUGCUGUAGGAGACUCUAUUUCAGAGAAGGAUCAAAUUGACUCAAUCCUCAAUGGAUUACCAGAGGAAGCACUGAGUCACUCACAUUAUAUGAUGUCGAAGCUCUCUUGUAUGUACAAGAAGCUCAACUUGACAAUUCAGGCAAGAAUUAGCUAUAGCACAAGUAUCUGCCAACAUUGCUCAUGCUCUGCAUGGAGCAAAUAG